Marasmius oreades (fairy-ring Marasmius) is the source of this 678-nucleotide messenger RNA. It is a transcript of the gene NCBP2, whose product is annotated as Nuclear cap-binding protein subunit 2. Gene Ontology annotation, cellular component: nuclear cap binding complex. The record is from RefSeq and is a predicted model, not a curated record. The transcript has 4 exons. Bases 1 to 678 code for a protein of 225 amino acids. Gene Ontology annotation, biological process: mRNA cis splicing, via spliceosome. NCBI's taxonomy places the organism in Eukaryota, Fungi, Basidiomycota, Agaricomycetes, Agaricales, Marasmiaceae. Gene Ontology annotation, molecular function: RNA cap binding.
AUGGCACAUAUAGUACAAUCCCUCGAUUUACCCUCCAACUACAAGGAUUCCCAAUCAAGAGUCGACCGUCAAAGGCAGAACGAACUGCUUGCGCAUUCAACCACUCUAUAUGUAGGGAACUUGAGUUUUUUCACGACCGAAGAACAGAUAUACGAAUUGUUUGCAAGAUGUACUUCUCCAGAGGACGGUGGCGGUAUUAAACGAAUCAUCAUGGGCCUUGACCGCAAUACAAGGACACCCUGUGGCUUUUGCUUCGUGGAGUACUACACGCAUGCGGAAGCUCUCGCUAGCAUGAGAUACAUAAGUGGGACCAAAUUGGACGAGAGAAUCAUAAGGUGUGAUCUGGAUCUAGGAUACAAGGAAGGCAGACAAUUUGGUAGGGGGAAGAGCGGCGGGCAAGUUAGGGAUGAACAUAGACAAGACUACGAUCCAGGACGUGGCGGAUGGGGAGCUCAAGCGCAGAGAAAUGAAAUUGAACGAAGACGACAAGUCGAAGAGCGGUACGCGGAUGCUCAAGAUGGACCGGGCGCAGUCGCGAGUGGAGGUGGAGAGUGGAAACAGGUAGAAGGCCCCGUAACUAGUCUCAAACGAGAGCGGUCCCCUGAUAACGGAGACGAGGGGGAGAGACUUGCUCAACGAACGAGAUUGGAUGAGAAUUCGGAAGCGGAACGAUUAUGA